AAUUAAUCGUUCCUUCGUUCGUACCUUCGUCUCCCUCUUUCUGUACUAGUCGAACCCCUCUUCUGUGAGUCUUUCCGAUCUUCUCGAAACCGUAAUUCUUGAACGAUCAGAAGCUCGGCGAUUUGGACAUUGGGGAUUGAACCCCAAGAUUCCACAUUCUUUCGACGCAUUAUUUAACGAAAGGGUCGAGGCUUGAAACGGCUGUCCUUGUUCGCGCAUUACGGCUGUUCCUCGGUCGGCGGUGGCGCGUUUGUAGAUUGCUCAAAGUUUUCGCGGGGAUGAGAAUCGGACGAUGAAAGAUGCCGGUACCGCGUGGCGGAGCGCGCAGGGGACGAGGAGCAGCGGCGGCAGCAGCUAAGAAGCAGAAACAGGAGAAAGUUCCGAGUCCGAUCGACGCCGGGGAGGCGAUAGCGACGAGAACAAGGUGGAGGAGAGCAGCAGCGGCGGCAGAAGCAGCUGUGCCGAGUAAUCCCAAGAACAAGAACGAGAGUGAUAAGGUUAGAGAAGAGGAGGAGAAUCGCAAGAAGGUGGUGGUGGUGGGUGAUGAGAAAAACGUAGUCGUUGAGGCGGAGCAGGAGAAAGUGGGAGAGAAGAAAAUGGAUGACUAUGAUAGUGGCGGCGGAGCAGCCGGUGCCGCUCCGAGUAAUGAUAAGGCCAAUGCCGGUGAAGACGAAGGAAGCACUACUCCGAUUCCUGAGAAGGUUCAGGUUGGUGGUUCCCCUGUUUACAAAGUGGAAAGAAAGCUCGGUAAAGGUGGCUUCGGACAAGUCUAUGUUGGUCGACGUAUAAUAAAUCCAAAUGAGAGAAUUGGCCCAGGAGCUUUAGAGGUGGCAUUGAAAUUCGAGCAUAAAAACAGUAAAGGGUGUAGCUAUGGACCACCAGCUGAGUGGCAAAUAUACAGCACUCUUGGUGGCAGCCAUGGCGUGCCGCGAGUACAUUUCAAGGGCCAGCAAGGCGACUAUUAUAUCAUGGUUAUGGAUAUCUUGGGGCCAAGCUUGUGGGAUGUUUGGAAUAAUAACUCUCACACAAUGUCUGUUGAAAUGGUUGCAUGCAUUGCCAUUGAAGCAAUAUCAAUAUUGGAGAAGAUACAUUGUAGAGGCUAUGUACAUGGGGAUGUAAAGCCUGAGAAUUUUCUGCUUGGUCAUCCUGGGACUCCUGAUGAGAAAAAGUUGUAUUUGGUUGACCUUGGAUUAGCAACUAGAUGGCGAGAAAUUACUAGUGGUCAGCAUGUAGAAUAUGACCAGAGGCCAGAUGUUUUCAGAGGAACAGUGCGUUACGCUAGUGUGCAUGCGCAUUUAGGGAGAACGGGUAGUAGGAGAGAUGAUCUCGAGUCUCUAACUUACACCCUUAUAUUCCUUCUACGUGGUCGUCUGCCUUGGCAAGGAUAUCAGGGAGACAAUAAGGGGUUUCUUGUUUGCAAGAAGAAGAUGGCAACAUCUCCAGAGACAUUGUGUUCCUUCAAGCCAAAGCCCUUUAGACAAUUUGUGGAAUAUGUGGUGAACUUGAAGUUCGAUGAAGAGCCGAAUUAUGCGAAGUAUAUAUCACUUUUUGAUGGGAUUGUAGGUCCAAUUCCUAAUAUCAGGCCAAUAAACACAGAGGGUGCACUGAAGCUUAUUAAUCUGGUCGGUCAUAAAAGAGGAAGAUUGACGGUGGAGGAGGAAGAUGAUGAACAACCAAAGAAGAGGAUUAGGAUGGGUAUGCCAGCAAAUCAAUGGAUUAGUGUUUAUAAUGCUCAUAGACCAAUGAAGCAAAGGUAUCACUAUAAUGUGGCUGAUACAAGGCUUGCUCAGCAUAUUGACAAAGGGACCGAGGAUGGGUUAUAUAUUAGCAGUGUGGCCUCUUAUGAAAAUUUGUGGGCCUUAAUUAUGGAUGCAGGCACUAAUUUUUCUUCCCAAGUUUACGAACUUUCACCAUGCUGUCUUCACAAGGAAUGGAUAAUGGAGCAAUGGGAUAAGAACUAUUACAUCAGUGCUUUAGCUGGAGCCACUAACGGGAGUUCAUUAGUAGUAAUGUCCAAGGGUACAACGUUUACACAGCAGUCAUACAAAGUAACCGAUACAUUUCCUUACAAGUGGAUUAACAAAAAGUGGCGGGAGGGUUUCUAUGUUACUGCAAUGGCCACUUCUGGAAGUAGAUGGGCAGUUGUUAUGUCUCGUGGUGCAAAUUAUUCGGGCCAGGUUGUUGAGUUAGAUUUCCUUUAUCCAAGCGAAGGUAUUCAUCAGCGGUGGGACAGUGGAUACCGCAUAACAGCAACUGCAGCAACGUCCGAUCAAGCUGCCUUUGUUCUUAGUAUCCCAAAGAGGAAGCUUCAAGACGAAACGCAGGAGACGCUCCGUACUUCUGUAUUUCCCAGUACACAUGUCAAGGAGAAAUGGUCGAAGAACCUUUAUCUUGCAUCCAUUUGUUAUGGACGAACAGUUUCGUAAGCCGCCCAACGACUAUUUGGGAUUCUGCCGACACCAUUGCGACAUUGUUUCCGGUCGGGGAGUCUCAACGCCCUCUACCGAGAAAUUUUUGAUGACUUGAAGCUCUAAUUAAUUGUAACUAUAGAAACUUGUAGCCGAAACCUAUAGUUGGUCUGUUUCUGUCUAAUGCGGGAGCAGUGUCUUGUUUGUUGAUGUGAAUGAUAAAUGAAAAGAGCGUUUCCUUGCAAA
This is a messenger RNA of Pyrus x bretschneideri (Chinese white pear), 2654 nucleotides long. RefSeq names its product casein kinase 1-like protein HD16. Gene Ontology annotation, biological process: signal transduction; peptidyl-serine phosphorylation; endocytosis. The transcript has 16 exons. Gene Ontology annotation, cellular component: cytoplasm; nucleus. The record is from RefSeq and is a predicted model, not a curated record. NCBI's taxonomy places the organism in Eukaryota, Viridiplantae, Streptophyta, Magnoliopsida, Rosales, Rosaceae. Gene Ontology annotation, molecular function: protein serine/threonine kinase activity; ATP binding. The coding region runs from base 300 to 2426 and encodes 708 amino acids.